Frieseomelitta varia is the source of this 760-nucleotide messenger RNA. RefSeq names its product protein GVQW3-like. The record is from RefSeq and is a predicted model, not a curated record. The transcript has a single exon. Bases 186 to 542 code for a protein of 118 amino acids. Lineage: Eukaryota; Metazoa; Arthropoda; Insecta; Hymenoptera; Apidae.
CUGUCCCAAAAGUAUCCGACCUCUUCAUAUAACGUUGUCCUUGAGUAUCCAAUUGUAAAAAGCAUGUAUGGAGCACUUAGCGGGAUCCUUUAGGAUUACCCUUACCGAUUAACAGAAGCCGAAAACUGUUCGACAACAAUACGUAGUUUGUUGAAUGUCAAAUUCCUCAAGCGUCGCAUUACACAAUGACGGAACGAGUCGAGCAAAGAAUUUGCAUCAAGUUUUGCCAAAAACUUGGUCACACCUGUUCAGAGACAAUUCGUAUGAUUCGAAAAGUUUACGGAGAUGACUCCAUGAGUAACACGCAGAUAAAGGAGUGGUAUAAACGCUUUAAAGACGGUCGUGUCUCAGUGGACAGUGAUUAUCGUUCCGGGAGGCCUUCAACGUCGAGGACGGUAGAAAACGUGGAACGUAUUCAAGCCGCGAUCAACAAAAAUUGUCGUUUGACCGUACGCGAACUAGAAGAUCUUGUAAUCCCCAAAACCACUAUUGCAAAAAUUUUAACUGAAGAUCUGGGAAUGAGUCGGGUAAAGGAAAAUUAGGCAAAGUUUAUUCCACGACUGUUGACGGAAGAGGUGGAGGAACUAUAAAAGAAUAAGUGUUUUAAAAUGCAAGCAGAGGUCGGAUACUUUUGGGACAGAUAUCGUAUAUAUGAAAAUAUAAAAAUUGCAAUGAAUUAAUUAUUUUUAAGUUAUCUAUUAAAUUCUAAAUAAUUUUCCUUUCGAUAUUGGAAAUAGUGAUUCUUAAGUAUUUUAGAGAU